This is a messenger RNA of Zasmidium cellare ATCC 36951, 1623 nucleotides long. RefSeq lists its product as uncharacterized. The record is from RefSeq and is a predicted model, not a curated record. NCBI's taxonomy places the organism in Eukaryota, Fungi, Ascomycota, Dothideomycetes, Mycosphaerellales, Mycosphaerellaceae. The coding region runs from base 1 to 1623 and encodes 540 amino acids. The transcript has 2 exons.
AUGGACGUCGGCGAGAUGGACAAGCUGGUACGCCAGCUGACGGCGGGUUUCGAGGCCUUGCAGGAGGAGUAUCAGAAGCUGUUCGGGAGCCAUGUGGCGCUGGAAAGGAAGUUGGUGACGGCAAGGGAGCAGUACAACGAACUCGCGAAACUGUUCGAAGCUGGACAGACUUCAACGCCGCCCUUGAGCCUUUCUUCGCUACAAGAAGAAGAUCCAACUGCGCCGGCGACUGCUACUGAGAUGUUAGAAAGAAGCACGGAUAGACAAUCGAAAGAGGCGGCGGAUGUGGUCAGGACGGCUAUCGCUGCUGCGAAUGGCUUGCGGCAUGGCUUGUCAGAUAACGUUGGGCAGGGGGUCAAGAUUUGGGGAGGACCUUCGGCAGAUCGACUAGACAUUGGAAGCUCGUUGAUGCCUUCGAUAUCGGAAUCACCCCUGGAACAAGACUUCACGGUCGAAGGAAAGCCGAGUAAACUGGGCUGUCCGUUUGCCAGCAUGGCGAGCAAGAAGAAUUUGAGCUCGCAUGCGGCCAGCGUGUUGAGCAGGUAUAACCAGAGUAAUAGCAUCGGCGCUCAUGGCAGUGUCGCAGCGAGCACGCCUAUCAGUAACGCGAGUCGGGUGAAUGGGAAGGAAAGCUUGUCGAGACGACAGAGUAGGAAAGGCAGCUUCGUGGAUCCUAUCAAGGCCGAGAUAUGCGGAUUAUCCGACCACGAUGCCGAGUCGCCUCACUCUGAGCCCAAGCCGUCCACACCAAAGGAGCCGACACCAAGUGAAAAGCCCACUGUUGACAAUGCCGACGUGGGUGUAUGUCCCAUUCGCUUCCUUGACCAGCAUUCGCCCGAGGAGGUCGCGACGUAUUUCGAGAAACACAAACACGAACUACCACGAAGCCACGAAGUCUGUGUGAUGAGAUAUCAGAGCAAUGAAGAGCAGAUCAAGCAAUUGGACGCCAAAUACGGUAAUCUCGUCUCGAUGAUCCAAGGGCUUGGGCAGAAGCACAAAGACAUGCUACCUGAAGAGCCUGACGAAGUAGUCGAAGACGAACAUCCCGAAGAUGUGCUCGACGAUGCGAAAGUGCGCAAGUGGGCGAGUAGCGUCUCUGCUCAAGCCCCUGGAGCGGAUGCUGAAGAGCAAGAUGAUGAACGGUUGCCACAUUUCGAACGACCGCUUCGAGACAUCCGCGUCGGAGAGUCUCCCAGUCGGCCCUGGGGCAUUCCUGUACCUGCGAAAUACCUGGACAUGGACGGCGAGGCCAGCCAGACGAGUUCGAAGCCGGCAGUUAUUGCCGGACCUGCAGAGCCGGAUGUUCCACUACAGCAAGCCGAGGUACCGCAGGCUGAGAAGCCAAAAGGCAAAUGUCCGUUCGAUCAUGAGGCGCUCAAGGCGAUGGGGAUCUCGAGGCCGGCGAAGAAGGAGGCUGAGGGUCAACCGGAGCAACCGAAACCUGUGCAACGUGAGCCUACGGUGCCGAAGGUGGAACCGCAAUCGAAGCCCACGGAGGAAAAGGACAAGGAGGAAGACAAACACAGCAGACCGCAGAUUGUGUUUAAUGGACCGGUCUUCAUAGGCUACAGCCCCGAAGAUGCGGUGAGGUUUCUGAGAGAGGCUGGAGCAGCGCGCUCUUGA